AUGACUGGUGUUCCUCAGGGCUCAGUAUUGGGAUCACCUCUGUAUGACAUCUUUACCUGUGGUCUUGAUGAGAAGACAGAGUACACCCUCAGUAAAUUUGCAGACGACACCAAGUUGAGUGACAGUGUUGACCUGCUUGAGGCAAAGACCCAUGACAUCCAGGUCACAGACGUCACCGAGAACAGUGCCAGGCUGCGCUGGGCCAGCCCAGAGGCCCACAGCACCUACACUUUUGAUCUCACCGUCACCUUAGCACAUGACCACUCUCUUGUGCAGAAGCAAAACCUGACUGGCACUGAGCAUGUCAUCCAAGGACUCAGAAGUGGGCAGAAAUACUCCGUGGUCAUUACCGGCUACCAGAAAUCCCAACCCAAAGUAACCUACGCAGGGACAUUCAGCACAAAGACCCCAGUGCAGCCCAAGAUGUCCCUGGCCAACAUGAUGCUCAACACUGAGCCGCUGGAAGGGCCCGAGAGUGAUUGGCCAGACCCUUGCUUGCUGGACUUUGACAUGGGCAUGCAGUGCAAGGACUAUCAGAUUGUGUGGUUCUUUGACUACAAAAACAAGAUCUGCAGCCAGGGUUGGUAUGGUGGCUGCGAUGGUAAUGCCAAUAGAUUUGAGGCCGAAGUCGAGUGUAUUAGCAAAUGCUUAAAACCAUUCACAGAUAUCUGUCAGGUGCAAAAAGAUGAGGGGACCUGCAGGGACUUUGUGCUGAAAUGGUACUAUGACCCCAAGACCAAGAGCUGCGCCCGGUUCUGGUACGGCGGCUGUGGAGGCAAUGAGAACAGAUUCAACACGCAGAAAGAAUGUGAAAAAGUUUGCGUCCCGGGUAACAUCAGCCCUAACGUGGUGAUGACGCUAGGAACAUAGAGCCAGAGAUCAACAUAUACCUCUGAGACAGCCAGGAGCAUCAGCCAUUGCCACCUUACUCCUAUAGAAGCUAAGGGUAUAGACUACCUUGCACUGUACUAUUUCAUGCUUUUAACUUC
Messenger RNA from Merops nubicus (carmine bee-eater), 989 nucleotides. Its product is annotated as collagen alpha-3(VI) chain-like. The coding region runs from base 1 to 870 and encodes 289 amino acids. Gene Ontology annotation, molecular function: serine-type endopeptidase inhibitor activity; protein binding. NCBI's taxonomy places the organism in Eukaryota, Metazoa, Chordata, Aves, Coraciiformes, Meropidae. The transcript is spliced from 6 exons. The record is from RefSeq and is a predicted model, not a curated record.